This is a messenger RNA of Drosophila elegans, 1230 nucleotides long. Its product is annotated as adenylate kinase isoenzyme 1-like. The record is from RefSeq and is a predicted model, not a curated record. The transcript has 2 exons. Gene Ontology annotation, cellular component: cytoplasm. Lineage: Eukaryota; Metazoa; Arthropoda; Insecta; Diptera; Drosophilidae. Gene Ontology annotation, biological process: nucleobase-containing compound metabolic process. Gene Ontology annotation, molecular function: AMP kinase activity; ATP binding. The coding region runs from base 63 to 725 and encodes 220 amino acids.
AAAAGCAACAUUUGUUAUAAUUUUCGAAAUCUUUUAAAAAUUAUGUAUAUUUGUGCCCAACAAUGGUAGGUCGAUACCUAACCAUUAUAGCAACCUUAAUCCACUGUAAAUAUGUUACAAUAAUUUGGGUGAUUGGUGGACCAGGCAGCGGCAAAGGAACUCAGUCUAGUAAAAUAGCACAAAAGUAUGGAUUCAUGCAUAUUGAUCCCGUCGCAUUGGUUGGUGAAGAGGUGGAUAGCUUGGUAAUUUUUAAAGGCAUGUCUUUAAAACUUACAAAUUUAUGCUUUACACAGAUUGUAGGACAAACGGCUACUGGUAAAAAAUUUGAAAAGUCACUAACGGACGGAAAUUCAGUACCCUUGUCAGAAAUUAUACUUGAAAUGAAUAGCAAUCGUGAUGGUCUCAAGGGAUUCGUCACUGAUGGAUACCCUGUCGAUAUGGAGGAGGCAAAAGUAUUAGAGAAUGUGUUUGGAUCGCCCAGUAUGAUCAUUGCGUUGGAAUUGGAAGAGCAAAUGGAAAGUCGUAGUAGUUCCACUUCAUAUGGCCCUGCAGCUCGGCCUUGUUUAACUUCGUAUAUUGAUACAUCGAAAGACGUGAUGGAUAAUUACGCAGAAAUCACUCUGAAAAUUGAUGCCAACCAAGCACCAGAAAGUGUUUUUAAGGAAAUACAAAUGAGUAUGGAUACGUGGGUCAACAGAAAUCGCCAGAUAGUGUUGGCUCGAUAGACAAACGUUUUCCUAAACUAUGGGAAAAGGUGUUCCAUGAAAACACUCUUGAAAUCCGAUAAAGAAUCAGCUUUGAUAAAAAAAAAGCCAAUUUAUAACUCCACCCCGGAAUUGUAUUGUAACUGAAAAAGUUCCAGUUCUUAUGUAUAAUAAACUUUGAAGGAAAGUAUGCAACCAGUUUAUAUAAUCGUAUAGGAUAUUUUAAUGAAGUGCGAAAAAGAAUUGAUUUCCGAAAGCAUGGUGGUUGGAAAUAAUGAAAAAAGAAAAGUCCAAAUUGUAUGUUUCAAUGUUUUAAGAAAUAAGAAUAUUUAUAGAGCAGAAAAAUGGAAUUGCCGGCUAAGAGUCUUUAUCGAAUUUAAAGCAUCAACCUAAAAUGGUUACAAAGAUACAUACAUCGAAUUUCAUUUCCUAUGUUUAAAGAACUCAAAAAAAAAAAAUUAAAAGAAUAUUUUUAGAGCAGAAACAUGGAUUUGCCGAUUAAAAGUCCUAAUCAGAUCAAACCAGA